Spinacia oleracea (spinach) is the source of this 1383-nucleotide messenger RNA. RefSeq lists its product as uncharacterized. The record is from RefSeq and is a predicted model, not a curated record. The transcript has 3 exons. NCBI's taxonomy places the organism in Eukaryota, Viridiplantae, Streptophyta, Magnoliopsida, Caryophyllales, Amaranthaceae. Gene Ontology annotation, molecular function: protein-folding chaperone binding. Gene Ontology annotation, cellular component: cytosol. Bases 238 to 1260 code for a protein of 340 amino acids.
AUAUCAUAACGCUUAGUUUUUAGUUUACUAUAAUGAUUUUAUUCAAAUAAAAUUUUCUCUUUUUUUAUUUUUUUAAUCAUUUUCUCUCCUAUCUUCUUUUUGCAAUCUUUAUUAUUCUCAUCAAAACAACAUUAUUGUGAUUCGUGGUUUAUCUUCUUCUUUAAAUUACUUGAUCAUUUUCAUCAACACAAAACGGCAUCCAUAAAAGAUAUCGGGAAGGCUUACAAGAACCUUGUUAUGAAAUGGAAUUACGAUAAAGGUAAUUUGAACAAGCAUGACAUUGUUUCUAAAUUCGAAGAUAACAAUCAAGGUUUUAAGAAUUCCAGCAACACAAAAAUGGAACAUCGAUGGAGCGGUCCAACAACUUGUACAAACAAAGGAAGUUUACACCAUAAACACAGUAUGGAUGAUAGUUUUUUUGUAAGGUCUCCAUCUUUGUUUUCACAUACUGUUAGUAGAAGAAGCCAAACCCCAUCACCAUACUUGCAUAGAAAUCAUAGUCGAUCGCCCGACAUAAUAGAUUCUAACAGAAGAAAUACUAGCAGAAACGGUGCAAUAAGUUCAUCACCAACAGAAACUCCAAUUUCAUCUUUUAGUAAAUUAACCAGUCACAAUCAUUCAAAUACACCUUUCGUUUCCGGUGAUUUAUCAAAAAGUACAAGUCGUAGAAGCACAACUCCAAUAAUAUUUUCCCAAUCAACAACGCGGAAGAAACCACAACAUGUUGAAAAGAGGCUCGAGUGCUCACUGGAAGAACUAUGCUUUGGUGGUAUUAAGAAAAUAAAGAUAACCAGAGAUGUUAUCUCUGAUAUUGGGAUAAUUGUUCAAGAGGAGGAAACUUUACAUAUCAAUGUUAAGCCAGGUUGGAGAAAAGGAACAACUAUAAAAUUUGAAGGAAAAGGAGACAACAAACUAGGUUAUCUACCAGGAGAUAUUGUAAUUACGAUUGAUGAGAAAAAACAUCCUCUAUUUAAAAGAGUGGGUGAUGACUUAGAGUUGGGAGUUGAGGUUCCUUUCCUCAAGGCUCUUGUUGGAUGUAACAUAACACUGCCAUUAUUAGGAGGGAAAAAUAUGUUUUUCAGAGUUGAUGAUGUGAUAUAUCCGGGGUAUGAAAAAGUUAUCCAAGAUCAAGGGAUGCCUAAAUCUAAUGUGUGCGGACAACGAGGUGACCUAAGACUUAAGUUCAUUGUUCAUUUUCCCCUAAAUUUAAGCAAAGAUAAGUGUAUAAAAGUUUGUAAUAUCUUAGAAACUUGUUUCUGAUAUGUAAGUUUUUGUUAAUUAUAAAUUUUAAUGAUAUAUAGAACCUUUUAGAUUGUAAAUAAGAAUUUGAUAUAUUUUGGUAAUAUAAUGAUAAAAUCACAAGUCGGUCCAUGUUACUAAUUA